CUUUAAUAAACCCCGCCGCAGCCUGCAACUUCCGACGCUCCUCUCUCUCUCUACCGUUUCUCUCUCUCUCUACCGUUUCUCUCUCUCUCUCUACCGUUUCUCUCUCUCUCUCUCUUCUCGCCGGCGGAAAGAAAGAAGGAACGGGAGAGACGAAAGAAAGGAAUCUCCAUUUCUCCUUGUGCGUAUUCUUCUUUACUCCUCCCCUCUUCGAUCUCUCUCUCUCUCUCUAGCGGUGUUUUAGAAUGGCCACCGUCAACUACAACGCACCCGCGGCCACUCCGGCGGCGACUGCUCCGGCGAAGAAUGUCGAUACCCAAUCUGUGCUCAAAAGGUUGCAGUCGGAGCUGAUGGCCUUAAUGAUGAGUGGAGAAACAGGGAUAUCAGCAUUUCCAGAGGAAGACAACAUUUUCUGCUGGAAGGGAACAAUUACAGGCAGCAAAGAUACAGUCUUUGAAGGAACUGAGUACAAGCUGUCCCUAGCUUUCCCCAACAACUACCCUUUCAAGCCGCCAAAGGUGAAGUUCGAGACCACCUGCUUCCACCCGAAUGUGGAUGUGUACGGCAACAUCUGCCUGGACAUUCUCCAGGACAAGUGGUCUUCUGCGUACGACGUCCGGACGAUUCUGUUAUCCAUCCAGAGCUUGCUUGGAGAGCCAAACAUCAGUUCGCCGCUCAAUACUCAGGCAGCACAAAUGUGGAGCAAUCAAGAAGGUAAGGCAGCUCGAGAUAUGAGUGUACUUGAAGAAACUCCCCCUUUUGGAGUUGCAGAGUCUAAGGAAACUAUUGUGUGGUUGCAGAGUACCGGAAGAUGGUGGAGAAGUUGUACAAGCCUCCAGCAGCAACAGCAUAGGACAGAUGAUAUUCUGGGUUUUACUUCUUACUUGGAUGUCCAUGAGAGAUUACUACUCUUGCGAUCUGUUUCAAUUUUGUCCAUCACUGUACUAAUUCAGUGCCAGUUUCUAAUGAAUGAGAUAAUACCAUUUGACUACUCUACUCUCUCUGCCAUGGUAUGCUUUUGAAUAAGAUAAAGAAUAUAGAGC
This is a messenger RNA of Linum tenue, 1040 nucleotides long. NCBI's taxonomy places the organism in Eukaryota, Viridiplantae, Streptophyta, Magnoliopsida, Malpighiales, Linaceae. The record is from the annotation of a GenBank genome assembly.